GUAAAAAAAAAAGGAAGCAAAAUAGUUUGGAUCUGGAAGACCAAGCACAGACCAAACCAAACAGACGACAGCUACUUCUAGCUUCUUCUUCUACUUCAAGUCUUUCAUCUUACGUUAAAGUCCAUUGUCAUUGUUGCUUCUUCUUCUGUCUUCGAAAUCAUCAUUGUCUAUUUGUCUCACUUGAAAAUCCCGCAACGCAAUCUCGCUUCAAACACCAGUCACAGCAAACAGUGAAUACUUUGAUCCGUGUCUGAUUCAGUCGUGGAUGUAAUGAAGCUCAAUUUUUUAAUGGAAUCUUGACUAGAAAACCAUUUGGGUCGCCUAGUUUACUGGAUUUCUCAAUAAAAGUGAUUAACUUGUGUUACCCGGAAUCAUGAAGUUUCCGUUUUCAGCCAUUGUUGCUCUCUGGUUUGUUUGUGACCUUGUUCUGGCAAAUUCACGCUACCCUGGGGGAAUGUAUAGUUUUGAUAGGAACACUCAUGUAACCUAUAAGUAUGAUCGAAUGAGUGAAGUUCAGAAACAGUGUGCCUCUGUGUUAUCUGCUUCAUCUGAAUUGAGAUAUCAAUAUAGUGUUACUGGUAUGAAAGGAGAGCUUUCUUUUGUCAAUGGGGAUUGGAAGCAGGAUGGGGGUAAGUUUCCCAUAAUGCCAUUUGAUGCUAACAAAUCUCCUGGUCCUGGGACCUUGUCUGAAGACCGUGCUCCGUUGAACUUGGUUUCUUUUUGGGUAUCCGAUGUUGAUCAUGACCACCGGUUGAAGAAGUUGAUUCCUAUCAAUGGUUUCAUGGUGAUGGGAAUUACUCGAGACGGUAAUUUUGUGGACAGUUCAUAUGAUGGGAAUGCUGAAUUUCAGCUAUGGCCCAGCCAUUCUCAGCUCUCAAUUCCCUUCCAAGGGAUUUACACUGAAUCAAAGAAAAAUGGUGGGGAAAGGGUGUUGUGUUUGUUAGGGAACACUAUGCUUCCCACUCGAGAGGCUGACCCUGUCAAUCCUUGGGAAGGGAUGAAGAAUCCUGGUGAUAUACCGUUGUCAGAAGAUGAUCAAAUUAUGCUAGUUCUUCACUAUCCCAUGACAUUCACUCUAACUAACAGGGUGAUCAGUGGAGAGUUAAGAAGUUUGAACCGUGAAUCCAAUUCUAAAUACUUUGAUGUGGUUCACAUAUCUUCGCAGUUGAGCAAGUCAGCAAAGUUCACAUUUGGCUCACAACAAAUUGUAUCCAAAGCAUGCAAUCCAUACCCAUUUAAGGAUAACCUGAUGGAUGAUGGCAUUAGUGUCUACAAAGGGGUGAGGUUUUGUGAAAUCCUUGAAGAAAUUACUAGAGAUAGACCUUUAUCCAUUGUGCCAAACUGGAGAUGCAAUGGCACAGAUGAUUUCUGCAGUAAAUUAGGUCCUUUUUUGACAGAUAAGGGAAUCAAAUCGACAGAUGGAGGCUUUCAAGAUGUUAAACUUUAUAUGCAGGAUGUUGUCUGUGAGCGAGCAACUAGUAAGAGUGAUACUGGUUCUGCUAGGGUAUCAACGGUUUUUAGAGCAGUUUCUCCAUCAGAGAAUCAGUAUACUGCAGCAAAAAGGUCUGGGCCCAGCAACACAUCUCUUGCCGCCGAAGGGAUUUGGAAGCCUUCUAGUGGGCAGCUUUGCAUGGUUGGUUGCCUUGGAUUCGUUGAUGCUGAAGGGAGUAGCUGUAAUACUCGGAUCUGUAUGUAUAUUCCUACCACUUUUUCCUUGAAGCAGCAUAGUAUUAUUUUGGGAACUUUGUCUCCCAUUAAUAACAGUAGUGCCUUCUUUCCCCUAUCAUUUGAGCAACUUGUGCUACCUUCAGAACUCUGGAAUUAUUUCAAGCUCACUAACCCAAAUUACAGUUACUCUAAAAUUAAUUUGGCCGGCACUGUCCUAGAAAAAAAUGAGCCCUUUAGUUUUACAACUGUCAUUAAGAAAUCAUUGCUGACAUUUCCCAAACUUGAAGAUAAUGAGGCAUACCGAGAUAGCCUGUCUGUUCUUUCUGAAGAUCUCACUUUUCAUGUCUCUGGUUUUCCUGACCCUGUGCCUAAUGUCCUGGCCCCAAGAAUUGACAUUCAAAUGGAAAUUCUCUCCAUUGGUUCCUUGUUUGGGCACUAUUGGAAUGCUAAAAAUACUUCGGAAUCUGAACAGGAAACACCAGAUCUUGCCAAGGCUGCUGAAUAUACAGAAAAACAGCUUCUUAUAAAUGUAUCUGCGCAGCUCAGUCUUACUGGAAAAGGUUAUAGUUUUUCUGUGCUUUUUCUGGAGGGUCUUUAUGAUCCACAUGUUGGAAAGUUGUAUCUAAUUGGCUGCAGAGAUGUGCGAGCAUCAUGGAAGGUCUUAUAUCAGAGCUAUGACCUUGAAGCUGGAAUGGACUGUUUGAUUCAGGUGGUCGUGGCUUAUCCUCCUACCACAACUCGGUGGCUAGUCGAUCCCAGAGCUUCAAUUUCGAUAGAAAGUCAAAGGACGGAUGACGACCCCCUUCGAUUUGAUCCAAUAAAGCUCAAAACAUUUCCAAUCAUAUACAGGAAGCAACGUGAGGAUGUUCUCUCACGUAGAGGUGUUGAAGGGAUUCUCCGAAUCUUGACGCUUUCAUUUGCCAUUGGGUGCAUUUUAAGCCAACUGUUUUAUAUACAAAAAAAUGUGGAUUCACUUCCAUAUAUAUCUCUUGUGGUGCUAGGUGUUCAAGCUCUUGGGUAUAGCAUUCCUCUGGUCACAGGUGCAGAAGCUCUUUUUAAGAAAAUGGUUUCUGAAUCUUAUGAUGUGUCGUCUAGUGAAUUGGAGAGCAGUGAGUGGCUCCAUGUCAUUGAUUACACUGUGAAACUGCUACUGAUUGUAUCAUUGCUAGUAACUCUGCGACUUUUUCAAAAGGUAUGGAAGUCUCGCAUCAGAUUGCAAAAGCUUACCUCUCUUGAGCCACAUGGUGUCCCCAGUGAUAAAUUAGUAUUUCUUUGUACCUUCACCAUACAUGUGAUAGGGUAUGUAAUUGUUCUAAUAAUUCAUGGCACGAAGACCAGCCAGAAGGCUCUUAUAGCAAAGACAUACUUGGUUGAUGGAGGAAAUUCUCAUUCCUUGCCGGGUUGGGAAACAGAAUUGGAAGAAUAUGUAGGUCUUGUUGAAGACUUUUUCUUGCUUCCUCAAAUUAUUGGGAACUUAAUCUGGCAUAUCAAUUGCAAACCACUCAGAAAACUAUAUUUUAUUGGAAUCACUCUGGUCAGACUUCUUCCUCACAUAUAUGACUACAUUCGAGCUCCAGUUUCAAAUCCUUACUUUUAUGAGGAAUCUGAAUUUGUCAAUCCUAAUUUGGAUUUUUACUCAAAAUUUGGGGAUAUUGCCAUUCCUGUGACUGCUAUCGUUCUUGCAAUUGUGGUCUAUAUUCAACAAAGGUGGGGCUAUGAGAAGUUGAGUCAGUUUCUGACAUUUGGGCGGUAUAAGAUUCUUCCAACUUUCAGAUACCAAAGGUUGUCUUCUAGGGCUGGUGAAUCUGAACUAGUUCCUGGUAUCAAUGGUGCUGCUGCUGCAAAAGAGAAUGAGCAAGUUGAUGUAGAAUGAUGUACACUUUAGAAUUACUGACAACAGCUUUUGUACACCCAUAAUAUGAAAAGUAGGCAAGAGUUUGGGUGGAUGUACUAUUAUGUAUGAGGUUGCUCACAUAUUCAAUAAUCAAGUGAAUUUUGUUGUGGUUUUAUUACU
Glycine soja is the source of this 3682-nucleotide messenger RNA. RefSeq lists its product as uncharacterized. The transcript is spliced from 2 exons. Gene Ontology annotation, cellular component: intracellular membrane-bounded organelle. The coding region runs from base 374 to 3541 and encodes 1055 amino acids. The record is from RefSeq and is a predicted model, not a curated record. Lineage: Eukaryota; Viridiplantae; Streptophyta; Magnoliopsida; Fabales; Fabaceae.